CUUAGUUACCACGCAACGAGACGCUGUUUGCGAGUUUAUGAAAAUGAAAACGAACUCGUUAGCUAAUUUGUAAUUACCGCUUAAUUUAAGUCAGUAUGUUAGCUAAAUAGCAUUAUAUUUUGUAGAAUGUGUUAUGCUGGGUUUUGAGUAAACUAGUCUUAGCAAUGCUUUAAGCAGGUUUAUUAGCUACAGUAGCUAGCUCUGGUCGGUGUUAUGGCGGACGGAUGGUGUACUGACAGCGGGGAAGCCGUGUACCGCUCCCGGGAUGCCGUGAAAAACCUCAAAAUAAGAGUCCGGAUCGAGCGGGUGACCUCAGCAGCAGCUCUUGUGGAUCAUCUCAAACAGCAGCAUCAACCAGAGCGAGGCAUCUUCGAACUCAACCCGUUAAUCUCACAAACACAAUCAGCAGCUGAUGAAGAAGAGCUGAUGGUCGGCUGGCAAGAGAAACUCUUCAGUCAGUAUGAAGUGGACCUUUACCAGACUGAGUCAGUGUGCCAGACCCCGCUGGAAAAACAGUAUCACGCAGAAAUUGUGGAAAUGGAACGAUGUAAAAGAAGACAAAAUCGGCGCAUUUUUACCUACACAGACUUUGAUCGCUUCACCAACUGGGAAGAGCAGGCUCAGAGUCUGCUCACUCCAGCGCAGGGCAGGCCGACCUUCCUUGCUGAGCGCAUGGCGAACAUCAGACACAGACGCCAAGACAGACGACCGGCAGACUCCAACAUUCCGAAGGCCCGCUUAGUAGUAUGGGAGCCGUCCAGAGAGUUUGUGAAGAGCAGCCACAUUGUGAACACGGUAAUGCAGACCAUGCACAUCAUGGCGGACUUGGGACCUCCUGGAGGGCACGGAUUGAAGGAGAACGAAUAUGUCUUGUGCACCAUAAAAGCCAACAGCAACGGAGUCCUUGUAAUGAAACCUGAUUUCAACAAUGGUAAAGGACCCUACAGGCUGGAGACAGAGGGAGAGAAAAGAGAAGUGUGGCGUCUCUACCUGGAGAACGCCUCCAUUCCCAUAAGCGCAGAGGAGAAACAGCGAGAGCAGCGCAUGUACAAAGAUUUAUACAUGCGCCAUAACGACUAUCUCAGCAGCCUUGUCGGCCAGGACUUUGAAAUGCCACCUCCAGGAUUUCUUCGUCUGAUGGUUAACGGGGAGAUAGUUUCUGCACAGGGUUAUGAGUAUGAUAAUUUAUAUAUUCACUUCAUCCUGGAGUUGCCAAACAACUGGUCCAGUGUGCCGUCUCAGAGUCUCUCGGGUGUGACUCAGACAUGCCGAACGCGAUCAGUGGGCAAGGAAAAUGUGGCUUUCUUCUCCUACCCCUUCAGUUUCGAGUCUUUCUUCAGGAAAGAGGAUGACUCCGAGGAGUCACUGCCUCAAUGGCCCGUGCUGUACUUCAGGGUUCUCUCGCUGGACUACUGGCAGCGCUACAGAACCGAGGGCUACGGCCACCUGGUCAUGCCCUCGACACCUGGCUCUCGCAGAGUGACCUGCCACACUUGGAGGCCCCUGCAGACCGGCACCGUGGCUGAACUCAGACGUUUCUUUAUCGGCGGCGCUCCCGAACUCGAAGACAUCAGUGAUGUGAGAAUUCCAGGAACAUUUAAGGGGGAUCGUCUGAGCCGUUUCGGGUUUCGCACCCAGACGACAGGGAGCGUCACUUUCAGCCUGAACUGCAUCCAGCAUGCACGGGCGUUCGUGGAGGCCAGCACUCUGAAGAAAAGGCGACAGAGCGUUUUGGACCAGCUCGGGGGCCACAGUCAGAAAGGAUCCGUUUAUAACGUCCUAGAGGCGUUCCAGAGGGCUCGUAAGCGGAUGCAGGAAGCCAGAGAGAGUCUGCCCAGAGAUCUGAUCAACACCAGUGAAGCACGCAGUGCUGAAUCUUCAGCAUAAACAUCUUGUGCUCUUUCGAUUUAAGAUGUUUUUGUCUGUGUACAUAUUUAAUUUGUAAAACAACAUGCUUACUAAUGUACAGUUUCAUUAAUUUUUCAUAAACUCAUUUUUUGAAC
Messenger RNA from Clarias gariepinus (North African catfish), 2003 nucleotides. It is a transcript of the gene mks1, whose product is annotated as MKS transition zone complex subunit 1. Gene Ontology annotation, biological process: cilium assembly. Bases 214 to 1887 code for a protein of 557 amino acids. The record is from RefSeq and is a predicted model, not a curated record. Gene Ontology annotation, cellular component: MKS complex. The transcript is spliced from 18 exons. Lineage: Eukaryota; Metazoa; Chordata; Actinopteri; Siluriformes; Clariidae.